Messenger RNA from Rhodotorula graminis WP1, 879 nucleotides. RefSeq lists its product as uncharacterized. Lineage: Eukaryota; Fungi; Basidiomycota; Microbotryomycetes; Sporidiobolales; Sporidiobolaceae. The record is from RefSeq and is a predicted model, not a curated record. Bases 1 to 879 code for a protein of 292 amino acids. Gene Ontology annotation, molecular function: oxidoreductase activity, acting on the CH-OH group of donors, NAD or NADP as acceptor. The transcript is spliced from 5 exons.
AUGCAGGCUCUCUUCUGGGGCGAGUCAAAGCCCACCCACCCAGACGCCCAACCCGCUCAACCCGCCGUCGCCUCUCGCCCUCUGGCCGCCAACUCCAACUCGCUCGCCGGCCGCGCCAUCGUCGUCAGUGGUUGCGCAUCCGGCAUCGGCCGCGCCGUCGCCCUCCAACUCGCCGCAGCCGGCGCUCGACUCGCCCUCACCGACAAGGACGCUCACGGCGGCCGCGACCUGUGCGGCGACAUCAAGCAGGCCCAUCCAGACUGCGACGUCGCGUUCGCUGUUCUCGACGUCACCGACGAGGCGAGCGUCGGCAAGCUCAUGCGCUCGUUCAAGAAGACGUUCACCCGCCUCGACGGCCUCGUCAACUCGGCCGGCAUCAACCUCCCCUCGCACGAGACGCACCUCGUCCAGCCCGACCUGUGGGACCAGACCAUGAACACCAACGCCCGCGGCACGUUCGCCUUUUGCAAGUACUUUGCGGCGGCCGUCGUCGCCGACGAAGAGUCGGUCGAGCCGCCGACCGGCGGCUAUUCGGUCGUCAACGUUGGCAGCAACGCAAGUUUGAGCGGGUACGCCAGCAGCUCGGCCUAUUGCGCGUCCAAGCACGCCGUCCUCGGCUUCUCGCGAGCCAUGGCCAAGGAGUACGGGUCGCAGCCGAUCCGGGUCAACGUCGUCGCUCCUGGCCCGAUCGACACGCCGCUCCUGCACGCCCUCAGCGACGCAUCCGAGACGAGCCUCGGCGAGACGCUCUCCCAGGUCCCGCUCGGCCGCAUCGGCCAGCCCGACGAGGUCGCCAAAGUCAUCUGCUUCCUCCUCGGGAGCGAUGCGAGCUACGUUACGGGCGCCGUCAUCCCGGUCGACGGUGGGUGGACCGCCUGA